Sclerotinia sclerotiorum 1980 UF-70 is the source of this 387-nucleotide messenger RNA. RefSeq lists its product as hypothetical. Gene Ontology annotation, molecular function: GTPase activator activity. Gene Ontology annotation, biological process: positive regulation of GTPase activity; endoplasmic reticulum to Golgi vesicle-mediated transport. Gene Ontology annotation, cellular component: endoplasmic reticulum membrane. Bases 1 to 387 code for a protein of 128 amino acids. NCBI's taxonomy places the organism in Eukaryota, Fungi, Ascomycota, Leotiomycetes, Helotiales, Sclerotiniaceae. The record is from RefSeq and is a predicted model, not a curated record. The transcript is spliced from 2 exons.
AUGGAGUCUAAUGGGCAGCCCAUCAAGGAAGAGAAGUCCUCGCCGGGUUCCUCACGGGCCUCGUCCCGCUCCCCCUCAUAUUCAAAAAGACUGAAGGAACCACGAGAACCCAGUGAGAAGGAGGUGAAAAUCUUAGAGGCAUGCAAAUGGAAAGAUUUGGAAGCUAUCAGGGAAUUAGCAACUUCGAAAGAUGGCCUUGUCUCGGACGAUGCCCGUCGUCAAGCAUGGCCUAUCCUUCUUGGUUGUGAAGGUAAUCAUGGUGACACAAAGGGCGACGUGACGAGUUGGAAGGAACUGCCAAAGCAUGGGGACGAAGACCAGGUUGCUCUCGAUGUUAAUAGAUCUUUUAUCUACUACCCAAAUGGUAUAGCCAUGCCAAUACAAUGA